AUGUGCGAUCUGAUGCGUUUCUUGCUCCGCGAUCCGACUCAAUUCGUAACGUUGGCCAUGUUUUUACUCACAACGCGGGCCCAAAAGUACGGAAAUGAUUCAACCGCCAAGCCGGAAUUCACUUCGGACAAACCUCAAGGUCAGCCUCAGAAACCGCCGGAGGAGAUGCGAAUUAAAGGGACUGGGCGAAUUUUCUCGACCAAACGAGAUUUGCCUUCGUUGUUGACCAGAGUUGAGGACGAAUGGACUGAAACUCCGUUUGUAAAGGCCAAGGUUAUGGAGGAUAUCAAGGGAAAUCGGAGUGGUAAGUCUUGAAAAGGGUUGUCUCUAAAAAUCGGAAAAUUUUUUAAAUUUUUUAUGCAAAAAAUGGCAGGUACAAAGCCCAUAUUUUAAUUGUGACCCCUCUUCCAUUGUAAAUGUUUUCAAUUUCCAGCCAACAAGUCACAUCUCAACGACGACCAUAUUUUCAAACCUAAGAAUUCGACAAAAACAAAGUUGACCAAAAAAUCGGACAAGCCAGUCCUGCGCCAACGGAAUAACUCUGUAGACACUGUAAAGACCACUGAUUUUUCACGGCCCAUUACUCCAGUCGAGGAAACUAUGAGUGUAACCUCUUUGCCAGCGAAAUAUGUUCCUUAUGAGACGGAUGUAAAACUGGUGGAUAGCUGGGACAAAAUUGAGCUCCUUGAGCCGGAUGAAUAUGGAUUUUCCAAUGUGAAGCAGCGAUUGCCAUAUCGACAAACUUACGUUUAA
This is a messenger RNA of Bursaphelenchus xylophilus (pine wood nematode), 753 nucleotides long. Lineage: Eukaryota; Metazoa; Nematoda; Chromadorea; Rhabditida; Aphelenchoididae. The record is from the annotation of a GenBank genome assembly.